ACACGUAUCCCGGAAGCACACACUUUUCCCCAAAAUCGUAGUUGUUGUCCAACUCUUUCAUUGUUUUGUUUUGUUUUGCUUAGUCUUUUUUUGUUUGUUUUAACACUAUGCUUCCUGCCGCUGCAGUAUUUCAUUUUCCAUGGGAAAUAAUCUCUGGAUCCAUCCAGGAAGGAGAAUCAGUGAGAACAUUUGGCCGACUUGUCAGCUAUCAGUCUGAGGAGUCCAGAGCUACACUGUCAGCUCAGCAUGCAUCAAAAGAGCACAACGUGGUUGUCCACACAUUGUUUGUGGAGCCCUUUAACCCAAUAAUUGGGGCCCAGUACAUAGUUCUGGGUGAAACAGAAAAUGCUGAGGGCGUCAGCGUAAUGAUCCGUGCCCGUCUGAUGAACUGUGUUGAUGGUGUAAACAUAGCCCUUUUACAGAAAGCCAUCAAUGAGCAAAGAAGAUUCUUCAGAGAGAGGGAGUGUAAGCAGGCUAAAGAUGCACAGCCUGCAGAUGCAACCUGAUUAGAGUGUUCACUCAUCAUAUUUCUCAUCAAGCUUUGUCAAGGUGCAUUGGAAGGCUGUUAAGUGAGAUCCAUGAACUGUUUAGUUCAGUGUAAAAUACACUGGAUUUCUUUUGCUGGUUUAUGUGGUCUAUGUCUGACCAUAACAUGUUUCUGCAUUUUACUCAGAAUAAAUAUUUUAUUGUAGUUAUUUUUUUUUACAGAAUUUUUGGUAAAUAAAGAACUGAGAGGUUA
This is a messenger RNA of Solea solea (common sole), 739 nucleotides long. RefSeq names its product TEN1 subunit of CST complex (gene ten1). Gene Ontology annotation, biological process: negative regulation of telomere maintenance via telomerase. Gene Ontology annotation, cellular component: CST complex. The coding region runs from base 108 to 506 and encodes 132 amino acids. The transcript has 3 exons. Gene Ontology annotation, molecular function: telomerase inhibitor activity; single-stranded DNA binding; telomeric repeat DNA binding. Lineage: Eukaryota; Metazoa; Chordata; Actinopteri; Pleuronectiformes; Soleidae. The record is from RefSeq and is a predicted model, not a curated record.